This is a messenger RNA of Meloidogyne enterolobii, 687 nucleotides long. The record is from the annotation of a GenBank genome assembly. NCBI's taxonomy places the organism in Eukaryota, Metazoa, Nematoda, Chromadorea, Rhabditida, Meloidogynidae.
AUGAGGAUAUAUUGUUUAUAUGGAGGUAGUGUUGAAACAAUUUAUGUGAAAAUCUCCAACUCUAAUAAAAACAAUAUUUUCAGAAAUUCCCCUUCAGUUGUCAUUGGAAGAUAUCAAAAUCCCUGGGUUGAGGCAAAUGUGAAAUUUUGUAAAGAAAAUAAUAUUAAAUUAGUUAGAAGAUACAGCGGUGGAGGGGCAGUUUACCACGACGAAGACCGUCAUAAUCGAAAAGAAAAUUUACAAAAAUUGGCCAAACAAUUAAAUAUGGAUUUCAAUCACUAUUUUGAACCUUUUAACAAAAUUUGUGUAAAUUCAAGAGAUGAUUUAAUUUUUGAACCGAAAAAUUCGAAAAUGUCGGGGACUGCUGCAAGGAUAUCUCAAGGAAAGGCUUAUCAUCAUUUUACGUUUUUGGUAAACCCAAAUAUGGAAAAUUUGCAUUUUUCGCUUCAAUCGCCGUUAAAGGAGAAAAUUGAAACAACCGCAACAAAAAGCUUUAGGGCAGCAUCUGUUAGUUGUCUAGCAAAUGUUUUGAGAAUAAAAGGAGAGAGAUUAAAGGAUAAUGAAAUUAUGGAGAUGACCGAGAAAAGUAUUUUUAAAGCAUUUUCUGCGAAUUAUGACAGUUUGAAUAUUAAAUUGGAUGUUUUUCCGAAUGAAGAGAAUUUUCCAGGUUUUUUUUUUUAUUUUUAG